Aspergillus versicolor CBS 583.65 is the source of this 2733-nucleotide messenger RNA. Its product is annotated as bifunctional K:H/Na:H antiporter NHX1. Gene Ontology annotation, biological process: vacuolar acidification; sodium ion transport; proton transmembrane transport. The record is from RefSeq and is a predicted model, not a curated record. Gene Ontology annotation, molecular function: sodium:proton antiporter activity. Gene Ontology annotation, cellular component: early endosome; late endosome; fungal-type vacuole membrane. The coding region runs from base 372 to 2480 and encodes 702 amino acids. The transcript is spliced from 5 exons. NCBI's taxonomy places the organism in Eukaryota, Fungi, Ascomycota, Eurotiomycetes, Eurotiales, Aspergillaceae.
GUGAUCUUCUACAAACAAGCUUUGGCAAAUCAAACUCCUCGAAUGCAUGAGAAAUAGUGAAACUGCACUUGGCGCGGAACUGUAACAUCGGCGAUCGCAAGCAGCUGGGGCGAGUCUUGGCCGCUGGCAGUGACAGGCAGCUCUCAAGGGCGGGAGGCGCCGACACAGCAAGUUGCAACGUUGAAACUUGUCCAGAUUCCAGUCUCCCCCGCCUCUCCCUCUCCUUAGAGCAUUCGGCUACUCGUCUUUCUCUGUCUUAUUAUUUGUGCUUGUGACUUAUUAUGUGCCCAUCGCUUUGGUGUCUAAAAAUCGCCGCCGCAGCAAACCGCUAAAGGCUCAUCCGCCGUGGUGGUUGCAACGACUUCAACAAAAUGGCUGGCCAACUGAUGGGCGAUGCCCUUCAUUCACUUCUUCGGAGAGCCGCGGAAUAUGAUACUGAUCCCGACGAUGGAGAAGCUCCGGAGGCUGGCACCAAGGAGUUUUUCAGCUCUUGGGCGCUCUUUAUUAUGAUUACCUUGUUGAUGCUUGCUCUAUUCACGAGUUACAUACUUCAGCAGCGGAAAAUAGAAGCGGUCCAUGAAACGGUUCUGUCUAUAUUUGGUGGCAUGUUCGUCGGACUCAUUAUCCGGUUGACCGACUCGCCGAUUAUCAACUUCGUCGCCUUUGACUACCAGUUUUUUUUCAACCUCCUCCUUCCUCCCAUUAUCUUGGCGUCGGGCUAUGAAUUGCACCAAGCGAAUUUCUUCCGAAACAUCGGCACAAUUCUUACCUUUGCAUUUGCGGGGACAUUCAUCUCGGCUCUUGUUCUUGGACUGGUUUUGUUUCUUUGGACAAGGAUCCCCCUGGACGGAUUCAGUAUCAGUUUUGUCGAGGCUAUCUCCGUUGGCGCUACGCUAUCUGCGACAGACCCAGUGACUAUCUUGGCCAUCUUUAACCUUUACAAAGUCGAGCCCAAGCUCUACACAGUCAUUUUUGGCGAGUCGAUUUUGAACGAUGCCAUUGCGAUUGUGCUGUUCGAGACGGCGCAGAAAUAUGCGGAGAGUGACGCAGGAUCCUUAACCUUCCUCCAUCUCUUCGAAGCUAUCGGCGUGUUCUUGCUGGUUUUCUUUGGUAGUAUGGUGGUAGGAGUGAUUGUGGGCAUCAUGACGGCGCUGGGCCUGAAAUACACCCAUGUCCGCCGCCAACCUAAGAUCGAGAGUUGCAUGGUUGUUCUCGUAGCUUACGCCAGCUACUUCUUCUCCAACGGUGUCCUUUUGUCAGGAAUUGUGUCUCUCUUAUUCUGUGGUAUCACCUUGAAGCAUUAUGCUUACUACAAUAUGUCACGUCGAACACAGUUGACUACCAAGUACCUCUUCCAAGUUAUGGCUCAACUGUCCGAAAACUUCAUCUUUAUUUACUUGGGACUCGAUCUUCUCGUUCAAAGGGAAGUGCAAUUUAAGCCCCUCUUUAUCCUAGUCACUGUUGUUGGUAUCUGUCUUGCCAGAUACCUUGCAGUGUUCCCCUUGUCGAAGGCGAUCAACUGGUUUAUCCGGUAUCGGGCACGGCGACGCGGCGUGGAAGCUGCCGACGAACUGCCUUUCGCGUACCAAGCAAUGCUCUUCUGGGCGGGUCUGCGUGGUGCUGUGGGAGUAGCACUAGCAGCAGGUCUGAAAGGUACAAAUGGACCGGCUUUACGCGCCACCGUUCUUGUGGUCGUGGUCAUCACUGUUAUCGUUUUCGGCGGAACAACGGCGCGCAUGCUUGAGAUUCUUGGGAUUAGAACAGGCGUGGUUGAGGAACUUGAGUCUGAUGACGAGUUCGAUAUUGAAGUCUCGAACGGAGGCACCUACUAUAAGCGCUCUGACACUGGGUUGGGAUAUACACCCCGCCGCACAGACAAUAUUCCUCUUGAUGGAGUUUCGCGGAGGAACCCUGACCGGGCCAACAGCUACUCGAGUGGCAAUAGCCGCCGCCCCAGCCCUCCGUCGGCGUCGACACGCGCAGGUCUGGGACAUUCUAGAAUGUACUCAGAUGCCUUUGGUCCAAAAGACACCCAGACACCGCGAGAUCGUUCGACAACCGCGACUCUACUUGGCAACCGCUCUGGCAGUCAGAGCGGUAGCGACGACGCCAGUGAAGAUGAGUUCGGUUUGAAGGCCUCCGGGAAACGCCGAGCCGUUGAGCACGACCAUCCAGAUGCAUUUGAACUCGAUGUAGACGAAGUGCAUUCGGACGACGACUUGCCUCCUGCUGCCCCCACGCGAUUGCGCCGAUCACCGUCACAACAGGUACAGAAUCUGUCGCAGUCCCAAACGCCGCAAGAUGGGGCGUCUGCGUCGCAGGCCGGAACGAGCAGAAGUGCACGAGAGACAAUUAGAGACAUCUUCUCUGGUGGAGCCUCUGGGGAUCACGUCGCCUGGUUCCGACAGUUGGACGAAGAUUACAUUAAGCCGCGUCUGCUUCUGGACCAGUCGAACCAUAAGGGACCUGGCGCUGUUUAGAUUUAAGCCUUGUGUAUACUUAUGAAUUAUCACUAUGCUUUUUUUGCUUUCGGCAUCCCCUUGGGUUGUCUCACUAACGAUAGCAGCGUUGCAUUUUGGAUUGCUUCGUUUUACUCAUUGUUAUCCAUUGACGCGUAGCUUGUGUGGGUGCUUUGUAUUCUGUAAUUGGUACCUCUGUAUAAUAGUGCUUCAAAACGGAAUUGCCUCGGAAUACCCUGUGUUGGGAAUAUGCUCAUCUUAAUAAAGAAACCCG